Molecule: messenger RNA, 1605 nt
Organism: Puma concolor (puma)
Lineage: Eukaryota; Metazoa; Chordata; Mammalia; Carnivora; Felidae
Source: RefSeq, a predicted model, not a curated record
AUGGCCUUUGCUCGAUUCUUCCCCAUCACCAUCUUCCAGGAAAGCAAAGUUGUGGGAAGGGUGAGAGCAGGUAUAGGUGCAGAACCCCUGAAGAUUGGUCAGUCUGGGUACAAGGAGGACACAGGAGAUGAAGGAGCCUCCCUGGGCGUGUGGGGCUGCACACCACCGCCGCUGAGCUCCACGGUGCCAGACCAGGAAAUGGUGGCACAGGACCCUUCCACCAGCGCCAGACAGGCCGUGGCCAGAGCCACCCGGGGCCCUCGGGAUUCCGCAGCCGGCGUGCCACGUGUCCCAAAGGGAACAUGGUCCCCAGAAACGCAACAUGACGGCAGACAUGAUGCAGCUUUGCUGGUGCCAGUGGACGUGGCGCUCGGCGUGGCCCCGUGUGACGUGACCGAGUACCAGCCAGAGGACAGCAACCUCUGCUGCCGGCUCUGCCCCGCUGGCCAGUACGUCUUCAAGCCGUGCAGGGUGAACCAUACCUUUGGCGAGUGCCGCGUCUGUGAAUCGGGCACCUUCCUCGCCUUCCCUAAUGGCGAGCCUACUUGCCAGAGGUGCAUCCAGUGCCGGAAGGGAGAUCAGGAGGUGGUGGCCAAGUGCUCCCCCACCAGCGACCGGCAGUGUCAGUGCAAAAAGGGGAGCUUCUACUGCAACUCUGUGGACUGCGUGGAAAACUGCCUGCGGUGUAAAAGGUGUCCUGGCUUUGUCCUGUCCCCUUGCAAUGCUACCAGCAACACGGUUUGUGCCACAGAAACCGAUCGAGGGCGUCCAGAAAACAAACGUGGGUCUGAGUUCCUCGCGCCGUGGGUGACCGUUAGCGUCAUUCUUGCCGUCAUUGCCGUCAUCGUCGUCAUCGUCGUCAUCGUCAUUGUCUGUAUUUGUUGGUAUAAAAAGAAAGGUGUGCAGGUCUGCUACCAGCUGAUCGUCAGAUUGUUGAAGGGAAGGUCGGAUGGCCCAGGCGGCUUUCCACUGAGAAGCAAUUCGCAGCUUGAGACGGUGCGACCCGAGGCACCUGAGCGGGACAGGCCGGCCCCCGGCACAGAAACCCAGCCUGCGGAGGAGGAGAGCCUGGCCUUGAUGCCCAAGGCCAGGCCCCACCUGGGGCCCUCAGGGGAGCCCGAGGAAAGCCCUGAGCUGCAGGCCUUGGUGGUCGGAGGAAGCCCGGUGGUCCAGGAGCAGACGUUAGAAGCCUCUGCUCCUGCCGCUCCGGAGCCCCAGGACGGGAUCCAGGCGUCCCCUUCGCUCAAGAGUCUAGAGGAGAAAUGUAACCCCGUCUUCUUUUUGGUUUUGUUUCUUGCAGCUACCACUAGCAUCCAUUAUGAGUUUGUGAAGAGCAGCACAGGAAACGACUGGAAGAUGUUCAUGAGGUUAAUUGGUCUGGAUGAGAUGGACAUUGACUCUUGCGAAUGCGAGAAUCCAGGCAAUUUGAUGGAACAGCGUCAUAAGAUGCUCUUUACGUGGCGAAAGAAGCUGGGAAAGGAAGCUUCUGUUUUUAAACUCCUGGCUGCCCUCCAUAAACUGGGGCUUAAAAUGUAUUUGCAAAACAUUAUAAACAACUUAGUUGCCGAAGGUAUUUUAGGUAGGCAUGUAGGGACCUCCGACUAA